This is a messenger RNA of Alternaria conjuncta, 1368 nucleotides long. RefSeq lists its product as uncharacterized. The coding region runs from base 1 to 1368 and encodes 455 amino acids. The transcript has 2 exons. The record is from RefSeq and is a predicted model, not a curated record. Gene Ontology annotation, molecular function: flavin adenine dinucleotide binding; oxidoreductase activity, acting on the CH-CH group of donors. NCBI's taxonomy places the organism in Eukaryota, Fungi, Ascomycota, Dothideomycetes, Pleosporales, Pleosporaceae.
AUGGUCUCGAACAUCGACAUCAACAGCAGCCCAGCGUUCUCGCGCAUACCGCCGUGGGUGAAAGCGAAACUUCGUCCCAUCGCAAUUGAGAAGAUCCAGCAGGUAUACGAUUGGGUCGAGACCGAGUGCAUACCAGCUGAGCGCAUCUACAAAGCCCAACUCAAGGAGAGCAAGACGCGAUGGGAGACACCAGCCAUCAUCCACGAUCUACGAAAGAAGGCAAAGGCGCAAGGAUUAUGGAAUCUGUUCCUACCAAAUCACUUUGUCGAGAGUCCAGGCCUCACCAACCUGGAGUACUCGUGUUGCGCUGAGAUUAUGGGGAGAGUGUACUGGGCAGCGCAGACAAUGAACUGCCAUGCUCCCGAGACCGGCAACAUCGAACUCCUCGCCAAAUACUGCACACCGGAGCAGAAGAAGAAAUGGCUUCACCCCCUCAUGAACGGCGACAUGUCCUCCGCAUACAGCAUGACCGAGCCCGACGUCGCCUCGUCUGACGCAACCCAAGUCGGCAUAAAGAUGGAAAUCACGGACAAAGAAGUCAUCAUAAACGGACGCAAGCUAUACGGCAACUGCCAGUACAACCCAGAGAUGCAGCUCUUCAUCUUGAUGGGCUGUUCAGAUCCCACGAACGCGAACGCCUGGAGUAGACACACAACGCUGGUAGUACCUGCGAACAGUCCCGGGCUGAAGCAAGUGAGGAACCUGACCAUCAUGGGCUAUGAUUGGGCACCCGAAGGACACGGCGAAUACAUCUACGAGAACGUGCGUGUGCCGCGCGAGAACAUCAUCCUCGGUCCUGGUCGCGCGUUCGAGAUAGCGCAAGGGCGACUGGGGCCAGGCCGUAUACACCACUGCAUGCGCUUAAUUGGGCAGGCAGAACGUGCCUUCGAACUCGCGCUCGUCCGCUGCAUGGAGCCGCGCAAGAAGCCACGAGGCAAGUUCAUCGGCGAGUUCGACAGCAACAUCGAACGCAUAGCAGAUAUGCGCAUGACUAUCGAUGCUAUGCGACUUGUUGUGCUCAAUGCGGCAGAUACCAUGGAUCUUCAAGGUAACAAGGCAGGCAAAUACGCCAUUGCGCAGAGCAAGAUCAUGGUGCCGAAUGCGCUGCUCAAAGUCAUCGAUGAGGCUAUGCAGAUAUAUGGCGGCCAGGGCUUGACGCAACAUACGCCAUUACCGGAGCUGUGGACGUAUGCUCGUUUCGUGAGGGUGGCUGAUGGUCCCGAUUCAGCUCAUCGACAUCAAGUUGGGAGAGAUCAGAUGAAGACCGCGCAAGGGUUUAGGAAGAGGGCGGAGGGGUACACGGAGAGGUAUAGAGAGCUGUGUAAGAAAUGGGGGUUGGAGCCAGAAGAGUUCUGGGGUAUUCUGUAG